Messenger RNA from Gossypium raimondii (Peruvian cotton), 664 nucleotides. RefSeq lists its product as uncharacterized. The record is from RefSeq and is a predicted model, not a curated record. Lineage: Eukaryota; Viridiplantae; Streptophyta; Magnoliopsida; Malvales; Malvaceae. The transcript has 2 exons. The coding region runs from base 51 to 515 and encodes 154 amino acids.
UCCAAACUUGACUUAAAAGCAAAGAAAACCCUCUUCCAAAAUAUUGCACCAUGGCUUCUUCAUUACCUUCAUCUUUCGCCAUAAUUUCACCAUCUUCCAACCAUUAUUCUCGUCAACCCAUUCAUGUUAGAGCUCAAAGCUUUAGAGAUGGAGGUAAUCAACCAUUAUAUAUCCAUCAACUUUCUCCUAUUAUUCUUAUUGUCAAUUCUUUUUCAAAUAUUAUAAGUUAUAGAGGUGGGUCAAGUAACCGGGUGGAUGCGAAUUUGAGUGUUCUAAGGGAGAGAAUAGAGCAGGUGAAGAUGAAGGAGAAGCUGGAGAGAUGUUGCAGGUCAUAUGAUAAGUGGGGGUGGAACUAUGGAGCUGGGUAUAAUUAUAAAGUUAAAAGAGAUGGGCAAUUAUCAGAAUUGUUUGAACUUUUGAGUUUGGUAGGGGCAACCCUUGGCUUUACCUGCCUUACGGGCAUUCUUUUCCUUUGCUUUUUUUCUUUUUUUCUUCAUUUAAAUCAAUGGUUUUGAUUCUAAUUCUAUGUAUAUAUGUAUACCAAGCAUCAGAAAGUUUAUGUAUAUGUAUAUGUAUAUGUAUAUGUAUAUGUAUAUGUAUAUGUACAUGUUCAUGGGAGAAUGGAGAUGCUCCUUACCAAGAAAUAAAUUGCUUGUUCUUAGUA